GUCACUGCAACUUCUAUCAAAGUCAUAAACUUUGAAUUUGAUAAUAUGCCUGUAUUAGGCAUAAACUCGGUCAUCGUUGGUAUCACCAACCAGACGGUCAAAAACAUCGAAAAUGACUUAAUUCUUGAGUUCUACGUUGAGGAAAAAGUUGGAGACCACGAACCACCUAGCUUCUGGGUUGAAGCUAGGCAUAAUAUUAACAAUAAAUAUCUCUCCAAUAAAACAAACACAAUAAACCAAAAUUCCCGUUCAACCACCACAAUCCUUAUUGGUACCAUUACCUACGAAAUAUCUACAGGAAAGCAUGUAAUCAUCUUGGAAGACAUUUCUUUAAUCACCUCAAAUCGCAAUAAUUCAUCUGCCCAAUCAAUUACUUCGUCAUGGCUAUCCCAAUCAAGUAUCUCAGGCUAUGCAAGAGCGAAUUGUCAGCCAUGGGGUGCCGCUUCGAAGACUCCAAAAAAAGGACGCAAUACCUUGUCUAAUAUGGAUCCAAUGUUUGUCCCUCAAACACUUUCCACAGCUUUAGAAACCAACCCCAUUCCAAACAUGUCUACUCAACAAACACCUCAAACACCUCAAACACCUCAAACUUCUCAAACUUCUCAAAAUCCUGGAGGCGAAGGCUCACAAAACUAA
Messenger RNA from Cetraspora pellucida, 636 nucleotides. The record is from the annotation of a GenBank genome assembly. Lineage: Eukaryota; Fungi; Glomeromycota; Glomeromycetes; Diversisporales; Gigasporaceae.